AUGUCGCAGAACGACCCCGUUGGCGUCCAGCGCGGCGACUAUGGCCGCUAUCUCCUGUCGAACAUACUGUUCUCGAUCGGCCGCGGCCUGACCGGGCCUGCCCAGUACCUGAUCAUCAGCGCCCACCCUCUGGGCCGGUUCUUUGGCAUCCCGCGACCACCGACAGGAGGCUUCAUCACCGUCCCCGUCCCCGUCCUGGGGACGCAGACGCAGACGCCGACGCACCACACACUAGUACUAGCUGUUCCACGAUACCAAGGACUCGCCGCGCUUAUGCCCGGCAUCCUCUCGCUCAAGCACAUCUUCUGGAUCAACUGCCUGUGCCGCGAGAAGGUGACGUUGCCAUUCGUCACGUUCGCCGUCCUCUCAGACUUCGUGUACGAAACGAUCAGCUCGCUGGUCUUCACCGCCGCAUCCAGCAAUCCCAUGUUCUCCGACCGCUGGUUCAAGAUCGGCGCGGCGUGCUUCUUCGCCGGCGCGCUUCUAGAGACUGUCGCGGACGUGCAGCUGGCCCUGUUCAAGUCGAAGCCCGAGAACAAGGGCAAGGUUUGCAAGUCCGGCUGUUGGCGCAUCUGUCGGCAGAUCAAUUACACGGCCAACAUACUGUUUGGGUUCGGGUACGGUCUCGCACUGGGAGGGCCUGGUUACUCGGUCGCUACGGCUGGGAUGUAUAUCUCGAAUUUCGUGCUCAAUGCUGGGCCCGGAAAGGAGAAGUACUGCCGGGAGAAGUACGGGAAGCAGUGGGAGGAUUAUGAACGAGAGGUGCCGUAUGUGCUAUUCCCUGGGAUUUAUUAG
Exophiala xenobiotica is the source of this 795-nucleotide messenger RNA. RefSeq lists its product as uncharacterized. Gene Ontology annotation, cellular component: endoplasmic reticulum membrane. Gene Ontology annotation, molecular function: Delta14-sterol reductase activity. Lineage: Eukaryota; Fungi; Ascomycota; Eurotiomycetes; Chaetothyriales; Herpotrichiellaceae. Gene Ontology annotation, biological process: ergosterol biosynthetic process. The coding region runs from base 1 to 795 and encodes 264 amino acids. The transcript has a single exon. The record is from RefSeq and is a predicted model, not a curated record.